Effrenium voratum is the source of this 164-nucleotide messenger RNA. The record is from the annotation of a GenBank genome assembly. Lineage: Eukaryota; Dinophyceae; Suessiales; Symbiodiniaceae.
GCGCAGGAUCUGCUGGAGGCCUCCAUCACUCUGGAGAGCUCCCUGCGGGAUCACAAGGACUUGCUCACGCACUUGGUGGGGCUUGGCGAAGCAAAGGCGGCCGGCUCAGGCGAGAAGAAUGGCGUCAAGAAGCCGCCGAGUUUGCCAGGUGCCAUUCAACAGAG